AUAUAAGGUGAGAGGUGGUCAUUUAAACACAACUCCAGCCAGAACAUCACUCCUCAGGCCAGCCACCGAACCAUCCUACUCCCUAAAUCAUGGAAUCUGCCAUUAACGUGCUCGUCUCCCAGUUCAAGACUUAUGCCGGGAAGGAUGGCUCUGCAAAAACAUUGAGUAAGGAAGAGUUUCAGAGUUUGGUCACAUCCCAGUUACCUAACUUCGUAAAGAACAAUAAAACCAACUCAAAAUGGUUCUUAUUAAGAAGAGGCAUGUCUGCUAAACCUAAGAAUUCCUCUGACCCAGCCACCAUUGACCAGCUCAUGAGCUCAUUGGAUGCGAAUAACGACGGAGAGCUGACCUUCCUGGAGUUCUGGCAGCUUAUUGGCAAUGUGGCGAACCAACAUGGCGGCUUUUAGCCAAUGAAGAAACAUUCCGUAAUGCCAUCCAAUCACUUUAAUUUUACCUUGUGACUUCCUGAUGUAAUUAUAACAUAGGCCGUGCUGUCGCACAGUUAAUGAUUCUCCCAGGUGACGGAAAAUAAAAGAAAGCUUUGUUUGAUUCUCAA
Messenger RNA from Rhinichthys klamathensis goyatoka, 556 nucleotides. RefSeq names its product S100 calcium binding protein A11 (gene s100a11). The transcript has 4 exons. Lineage: Eukaryota; Metazoa; Chordata; Actinopteri; Cypriniformes; Leuciscidae. Gene Ontology annotation, cellular component: perinuclear region of cytoplasm. Bases 90 to 407 code for a protein of 105 amino acids. The record is from RefSeq and is a predicted model, not a curated record. Gene Ontology annotation, molecular function: transition metal ion binding; calcium ion binding.